AUGUCUGCCCCCGAACAGGCCGAAUUCACUUUCCUGCCUCUCGGCGCUAUUAUCCAAGAAUUCCGCGUCGGUGGCCACAACAUCGUGUUGGGCUUCCCCACGCAGGAUCAAUAUGUCAAGUACAACACUGCACACUACGGCGCGACCAUUGGCCGUGUGGCCAACCGUAUCAAGAACGGCGUCAUCAAUGAGCUGAAUGGACAAUCGAUCCAACUGGUCAAGAACAACGGACCUAAUGCCCUGCACGGCGGCCCUACGGGCUGGGGUAAGCGCGUCUUCGAUGGCCCGCACACCGUCCAGCGCCAUGGUCGCGAUGCUCUCCUGUUCAAGUACCUCUGCCAGCACGGUGAGGAGGGAUACCCCGGUACCGUCGAGGUGCGCGUGUGGUACACGGCCAGCAAGGAAGGCGAUGCGACCACCUUGUUGACAUCCGAGUACGAAGUCGAGUUUGUCGGCGACGAAGCCGAGGAGACAGUUGUCAACAUCACAAACCACAGCUACUUCAACAUCGGCGACGGUCCCACCAUCACCGGUACAACCGCCCAACUCGCCACAGCAGACUAUCUCCCUCUGGACGACACCGGCAUCCCCACGGGAGGAGUUUCCAAGUUCCCCCGCGAUGUAACAACCCCCUUCACACUCGCCGCGACAGGCCCGCACAUCGACGACGUCUUCAUCAUGGAAACCGACCCAGCCAAGAUCCCGCUCGACACGCGUAGCUUGCCCCUGCGCCGUCUCGCGCAGUUCAACCACCGCAGCACCGGCCUGCAUCUGGAAGUGCACAGCACUGAGCCGGCCUUCCAGUUCUACACGGGCAAGUACAUUGAUAUUCCCCAGAUUGACGGUCGGCCGGCGCAGACUGAGGGAUCGGGCUUCUGUGUGGAACCGAGUCGGUAUGUGAAUGCGAUUAAUGAGCCUGAGUGGCGGAAUAUGGUUCUGUUGAAGAAGGGACAGGUGUUUGGUUGUAAGACUGUGUAUAAGGCGUGGAAGGAGUGA
Messenger RNA from Penicillium cataractarum, 996 nucleotides. RefSeq lists its product as uncharacterized. The record is from RefSeq and is a predicted model, not a curated record. The transcript is spliced from 2 exons. Lineage: Eukaryota; Fungi; Ascomycota; Eurotiomycetes; Eurotiales; Aspergillaceae. Gene Ontology annotation, biological process: glucose metabolic process; beta-D-galactose catabolic process via UDP-galactose, Leloir pathway. Gene Ontology annotation, molecular function: aldose 1-epimerase activity; carbohydrate binding. The coding region runs from base 1 to 996 and encodes 331 amino acids.